AUGGAGGAUAUCACGUCCUCACAAACCCUUGCGGACGACGGUCCCGAAAGAGAAGGGGCCGCCCUUGAUCUAAGCGCCUUUCCUCCGUUCUUCAUUCUAACGUCUCAUUUCCAAAAAGAAGAUAUACGCGUCCUUGAGGAACAGCUAACAGAGUGCGGUGCACGGCUGAGCUACGAUCAUACAGAGGUCAGGCUUUUCAUUGGUAAAGUCGGGACGAAACGGAGAGCCGAGUUCGAGUUGCGAAUAGAAGGAGAAACGACCGAAGACGAAUCCCUUGAUAUUGCCGAACCGAUUGGGACGACAGUUGAUUCUGAUAAGACCAAGCCUGGAUCCCUCGACAAUCCGAUUGGUAUGCUCGAUGAUGAUUCUACCGCGGAGGGAGAGGCUUCAUACCCCGAAGAUGGGGAUCAACGCGGCUAUCCUAAAAGAAAACGUGACUCAUCGAAUCCGCUCCGUGAAAUCACGAACAUAUCCGCCGUCGAAUCUAUAUCCAAUGGUAUCAAAGACGCUGUCACCGUUAUAAAAGUAGAAUGGCUUCAAGACUCGAUAGCUGCUCGAAAUGCCCUACCGUUGGAUGGGUACAUGGUGUAUCAAGGCAAGCUUAUCGACCAGAAAACAGCGAGUCCUGCUGUGCAACAUCAAGCCUUGCCCGCACUUCGUAAGGCGGUCCCAAGAUCUCAACAUGCCCUAGCGCGAAGGCCCCAUACUGCCCAAAGUAUCCUAGAAAGAGCACAAGCUGAUGCGGCAAUCACGCCUGCUUGCAAGCCGAGGAAAGACCCUUUCAGGUCUCGACGAGAAGGGGCACGCCAGUUUGAAAACACAACUUUUGCAUCCCAAAGCCAAAGGCAUGGCCUCCUCUCAACCUCUCAUGCAGCCCACCUGCUCCAACAAACAACGAGCGAGUACGAAGGCGAAAGCAGCGACAUCCCCGAGCCUCCAGCCUGGGUGAAGGCGAAGCUGAAAUACGCCUGCCAGCGCCAAACGCCACCCAACCCCCCCAACGACCCCUUCAUCGAUGAGCUCAAAAAGAUCCGAAAAGCACGCCUCCUCACAGGCGACGAGAUCGGCGUACGCGCCUAUUCAACCAGCAUCGCCGCCCUCGCCGCCUACCCCUACCACCUCACCAGCCCCAAAGAGAUCCUCUCCCUGCCCGGCUGCGACGUCAAGACCGCCAACCUCUGGGUCGAGUACAAGAACACCGGCCACCUCCAAGCCGCCGACGACGCCGAAAACGACGAAGUCAUGCGCGUCCUCGGCCUCUUCUACGAUAUCUGGGGCGUCGGCGCGCCCACGGCCCGCGAGUUCUACUUCGCUAACCACUGGCGCGACCUCGACGACGUCAUCGAGCAUGGCUGGAGCUCCCUCACGCGCGUCCAGCAGAUCGGCGUGAAGUACUACGACGAGUUCAAAGAAGCCAUUCCCCGCGCCGAAGUCGAGGCCAUCGCCACGACCAUCCACGCCCACGCGAUGCGCGUCCGCAACGCCAGGACCACGUGCACGAUCGUGGGCGGCUACCGCCGCGGGAACGCGACGUCCGGCGACGUCGACGUGAUCCUCUCGCACCCGGACCUCGGCGCCACCGCGAACCUGGUCGCGGACGUCGCGGCGUCGCUCGAGGACGAGGGCUGGAUCACCCACACGCUGACGCUGAGCCUCCACGGCACGCACCGCGGGCAGGCGACGCUCCCGUUCCGCGCGAGCGGGCCCGCGGGCCACGGGUUCGACACGCUCGACAAGGCGCUCGUGGUGUGGCAAAACGUCGCGUGGGCGAGCCGGGCGGCGGAUCGGGCGGCGAAUCCGCGGGCGAAGAACCCGAAUGUGCAUCGGCGGGUUGAUAUUAUCGUCGCGCCGUGGCGGACGGUGGGGUGCGCGGUUAUGGGGUGGAGCGGGGGUACGACGUUCCAGCGGGAUCUGAGAAGGUACGCAAAGGCGGUCAAGGGGUGGAAGUUUGACAGUAGUGGUGUGCGGGAUCGCAGGACGGGCAUGGUGGUGGAGUUGGAGGGGGAGGGGGGCAUGGAUGGGACGCCGGAGGAGGCGGAGCGGAGGGUGUUUGAGGGGAUGGGGUUGGCGUUUGUGGAGCCGGAGAUGAGGUGUACGGGGUAGAUUUGCGAGUUGUUGCAAAUUGGGCCGCGGAUUGUUCUGCGUUUAGGUACCUUUGUAACGUGGAGUGGAUGGGAAUAUGAUGUCUUGGCCCCCACUAUUGAGUUGAGGCACACGAGGGGGAGGUUUCCACGCUUCUGCCGUCUAUCAUUGGAAAUUAGCUUGAUGUAAGAUGUAGCUUAUAGGAAUCUUGAUACUACAUUCGAGUCCGCGAG
Molecule: messenger RNA, 2315 nt
Organism: Mytilinidion resinicola
Lineage: Eukaryota; Fungi; Ascomycota; Dothideomycetes; Mytilinidiales; Mytilinidiaceae
Product: Nucleotidyltransferase
Exons: 2
Coding region: 1-2103 (700 amino acids)
Biological process (GO): double-strand break repair via nonhomologous end joining
Cellular component (GO): nucleus
Molecular function (GO): DNA-directed DNA polymerase activity; DNA binding
Source: RefSeq, a predicted model, not a curated record